Molecule: messenger RNA, 3052 nt
Organism: Hibiscus syriacus
Lineage: Eukaryota; Viridiplantae; Streptophyta; Magnoliopsida; Malvales; Malvaceae
Product: protein argonaute 4-like
Exons: 23
Coding region: 116-2848 (910 amino acids)
Biological process (GO): regulatory ncRNA-mediated post-transcriptional gene silencing
Cellular component (GO): cytoplasm
Molecular function (GO): RNA binding; protein binding
Source: RefSeq, a predicted model, not a curated record
UUGUUUGGUUUGCAGACUCGGAGCGAGUGAGCUAGAAAACGAGGAUCGUUGAAUUUUACAGCCUCUUCAAGUUCUUUUGGGUUUCUGUAUUUUUCUACUCUCCAGAUUUCAGGAUAUGGAUUCGUCAGAGCAAGAAGGAAAUGGUGCGGCUCCAGAAUCUCUUCCCCCUCCACCACCUGUGCCUCCUGAUGUGGUUCCUAUCAAAGCAGAACCUGAUGCUGCGAAGAAGAAGACAGUAUUACAACCCAUGGCCAGGCGUGGUACUGGAUCGAAGGGGCAAAAGAUAACUAUUAUAACUAAUCAUUUUAAAGUGAAUGUGGGCAGUACUGAUGGUUACUUCUUCCAUUACAGUGUCUCUCUUUACUAUGAAGAUGGUCGCCCAGUGGAAGCUAAGGGUGUUGGAAGGAAAGUAAUUGACAAAGUGCAGGAGACCUACAGCAGUGAGUUGGCUGGGAAGAAUUUUGCCUAUGAUGGUGAGAAAAGCUUAUUCACUAUAGGAUCCCUUCCGAAUAACAAGCAUGAGUUCACCGUCGUACUUGAGGAUGCUAUAUCAAAGAGAAACAAUGGGAAUGCAAGCCCGGGAGGUAAUGACAGCCCAAAUGAGCGUGAAAGGAAGAGAGCAAGACGCACUUAUAAUUCGAAGACGUUUAAAGUGGAGAUAAGCUUUGCUGCCAAGAUUCCCAUGCAUGCAAUUCAAAGUGCACUGCGAGGACAGGAGUCUGAAAACUCACAAGAAGCACUAAGGGUGUUUGAUAUAAUUCUAAGGCAGCAUGCUUCUAAACAGGGUUGCCUUCUUGUUCGCCAGUCUUUCUUCCAUGACAAUCAGAAUAAUUUCACAGACAUUGGAGGUGGUGUCCUUGGCUGUAGGGGUUUUCAUUCGAGCUUCCGAGCCACACAAGGCGGCCUAUCACUUAAUAUUGAUGUGUCAACUACUAUGAUAAUUCAACCAGGUCCAGUAGUUGAUUUUUUAAUUGCCAAUCAGAAUGUCAGAGAUCCCUACUCCCUCGACUGGACCAAGGCCAAAAGAGUGCUUAAGAAUCUCAGGAUUAUAGUUAGUCCAUCCAACCAGGAGUACAAGAUCACUGGAUUGAGCGAGCAAUUAUGCAAAGAUCAGAUGUUUUCAAUGAAGCCCAAAGGUGUGAAGAAUGAAAAUGGUGAAGCAGAGACAGUGGAGCUUACAAUAUAUGAUUACUUUGUCAACCAUCGUAACAUACAAUUGCGUUAUUCUGCUGAUUUGCCGUGCAUUAAUGUUGGCAAGCCAAAGCGUCCCACAUAUAUUCCCAUUGAGCUUUGCUCUUUGGUGUCCUUGCAACGCUAUACGAAAGCUUUGAACACCUUGCAAAGAGCUUCCCUAGUUGAAAAAUCUAGGCAGAAGCCACAGGAAAGGAUGAAUGUGUUGUCAAAUGUUUUACGAACAAGUAAUUAUGGUGCUGAACCAAUGUUGCGAUCAUGUGGGGUUUCUAUAAAUUCUAAUUUCACUCAAGUUGAAGGUCGUCUUCUGCAGCCCCCAAAGUUAAGAGUGGGCAAUGGUGAAGAUUUCAUUCCGAGGAAUGGCCGUUGGAAUUUUAACAAUAAGAAAUUGGUGGAGCCAACUAGGAUUGAAAGAUGGGUUGUUGCUAACUUUUCAGCUCGUUGUGAUCCACAUAACAUUGUGCAAAGCCUGAUCCGGUGUGGAGAAAUGAAAGGAAUUAAAAUAGAUAAUCCAUUUGAUGUAUUUAAUGAGAUGAACCAAAAUAGACGCCUCCCUCCGGUUGCUAGAGUUGAGAAAAUGUUUGACCUUAUACAAUCUAAACUGCCUGGCGCUCCACAGUUCCUUCUGUGUCUGCUUCCUGAUCGGAAGAACUCUGAUCUCUAUGGUCCAUGGAAGCGGAAAAAUCUUUCUGAGUUUGGUAUAGUGACUCAGUGUAUGGCACCCACUAAAGUGAACGAUCAAUACCUUACAAAUUUGCUUCUGAAGAUAAAUGCCAAGCUUGGUGGAUUAAAUUCAAUGUUGACCAUUGAGAGAUCAAUACCUAUGGUUUCGAAGGUUCCAACUAUCAUCCUUGGCAUGGAUGUGUCACAUGGCUCUCCUGGGCAGUCGGAUGUCCCGUCGAUUGCUGCGGUGGUUAGCUCCAGACAGUGGCCACUGAUUUCCCGCUAUAGGGCAGCUGUGCGUACACAGUCUCCAAAACUUGAAAUGAUAGAUUCUCUCUUCAAACCUUCUGGCAAGGAUGAUGACGGUAUUAUGAGGGAAGCUCUUUUGGAUUUCUACUCAAGUUCAGGGAAGAGGAAGCCUGAUCAGAUAAUCAUAUUCAGGGAUGGGGUUAGCGAGUCUCAGUUCAAUCAGGUUUUGAACAAAGAACUGGAUCAAGUUAUAGAGGCUUGCAAGUUCCUCGAUGAGAGUUGGGACCCAAAGUUUGUGGUGAUUGUUGCACAGAAAAAUCAUCAUACUAAGUUUUUCCAGCAGGGAUCUCCGGACAAUGUGCAACCUGGAACUGUGAUCGACAGAAGUGUCUGCCACCCGAAGAACAAUGAUUUUUAUCUCUGUGCUCAUGCUGGGAUGAUAGGAACCACAAGGCCAACCCAUUAUCAUAUUCUCCUGGAUCAGGUUGGCUUUUCAGCUGAUGAUCUGCAGGAACUUGUCCAUUCUCUAUCCUAUGUGUAUCAAAGGAGCACCACUGCCAUCUCUGUCGUUGCUCCUAUUUGCUAUGCCCACUUGGCUGCUUCACAGUUGGGACAAUUCAUGAAGUUUGAGGAUGCUUCCGAGACAUCUUCCAGUCAUGGCGGUGUUACUGCUCCCGGAGCCAUUGCUGUCCCUCAGCUUCCCAGAUUGAAAGAAAACGUCAGCAGCUCAAUGUUCUUCUGUUGAGAAAGAACCACCACGUUUGAACCAGUCAUUUUGCAUAGGCUUUUGGAUUUAGCCUACAUAAGACUAUCUUAGUUAUAUUUUCGAAGUAAACCUGUUUUCGAGUUUUGCAAUGUUAUCUAUAAACAUGAACGGUUGUUGACUAGCCAAAGCCCUCUUCUCUAGUGGGCAUGUUUUUGGCUUGUUCAAGGUUUCAUCAGCUGGAAC